Molecule: messenger RNA, 1672 nt
Organism: Bursaphelenchus xylophilus (pine wood nematode)
Lineage: Eukaryota; Metazoa; Nematoda; Chromadorea; Rhabditida; Aphelenchoididae
Source: the annotation of a GenBank genome assembly
AUGUUCUCAUCCCAGGCCACAUUCGAAUUGCCCCAAACUUUCGCCGAAAAAUUCAAGGAUCUCGACUUUCUCAACCAUAUCUCCAAGCCCAUCGUAACUGUUGAUGACCAUCACAAGGAGUGCUCGCUGAUCCUUAGAGGCGCCGAGGACGUCACAUACGAUGUGAGAAGUUCGGUGGAGGCUGCAGCAGCUACGGUUUAUCAAAUUAUUGAGGCUUUGCAUCUAAGAUACGAUGUCUGCUUUCAGGCCUAUCGGCUGGGAGAGCAUCAGUAUGGCAGGUAAGAAUUUGAUAGUUUUUUGGAUAAUUUGGCAAGGUAUCAGUCUGUCGGGAAAAUAAUGAGCACUUUGUUGAAUAGAAAAUGGCAUUGCUGCCGAGAAAAUAAAUUGUGUCGCGGCAAAAUCAAGUUGCUUUUCACUUCAGCGACGCGAUUGGGUAGCGACAUUGUGCUUAUUAUUUUCCCGACAGACAGAUAGCUCAACCUUGACUUUGUUGUGCCUGCUAUCAUAAACAAAUCCCUCGUAAUGUGAGCUUUUAAUAAUGCUUCGCAUCCACGAAGCUCUCGGUCACGAUAAAAUGAAAAAAAUGUCUAUGCACUUUAUGAAAAUACCAGUAUCAGUCUGUCGGGAAAACAAUGAGCACUCUGUCGCGUAGAAAAUGACAUUGCCGGCGAGAAAAUGAACUAUGUCGCGGCAAAAUCAAGUUUUUUUUCACUUCAGCGACAUGAUUGGCUCAGCAUAUUGUGCUCAUUAUUUUCCCGACAGACUGAUACGCCAGUUUAGUUGGUCGUCUUUGUAGAUAAAAAAUGCAUAAAGUGAAGAGGAAUAGGUCAACGAAAAAGUGACGCGACAAAUGCAAAAAGCUUUAAUUCCCGCUUUUCAGUCUCAGCCAUUGUAUUCCACGACCUUCUUGUUCGAGACAGUGAGGAAAACGCGGAGAGCGGUCAGAGAGAAAAAACUUUUUGGCCAUGUUUUUAUCAGUCUCGUGCCGAAAAAAAACGAUUUUUUGUGGAAAGAUUACCGGUGGAAAUGGUCAUCAAACUUUUCAUUCCAAAAUUCGCAAAAAACCGUCAUUUUUUGCCAAUUUUUUUGAUCUUAAAAUCUCGGUCGUUUCUGCAAAAGGCAAGCUAGAAUUUUCGCAUGUCUCUUAGAAACAGUUAUUCUGAAUUUGUCCCAAGUUUCAUGAAAAUCAGAGCGUUGCAUGUGGGGUCUCCCCCUGUUAAUUUUAAAGCAACUACAGUCAUUUUUCAAUUCAAUUUUUUUCAGAAAUCGCCUGAUUUUGAUUCGUUUUGCCACGCCAUUCCAAAAAUCCAUCUUCUUCCGCGCUUUCAUGACACAACGACACUUUCUGCACAGUCGCUUCUCCCUCUACACCGUGCAAACUCCCGAAGAGCGAGCCAACAUCGCCAAGGCCAAGGAGUUGGUGGGGAUUCUGAGGAAACUCGGGAUCCCCGCCGUGUUUUACGCUCAAAAAAUCUGUCGGAAUGAUGUCGCCGGAAAACCCGAACCCGUCCCCAUCACCACUAUCAAGCGGGUUUUGUCCCAAAGUUAUGGAAUUCUGUAUGAUGAGAAGUUGGAAGUUCAGGUGUCCCCGAAAAGCGACGGCUCCAGCUCGUUGGAUUCGAUUGUGCAUCUGAAAUUGGACGAGCCGGAGAGCCUCAGCGACUCGGAAUGA